This is a messenger RNA of Musca domestica (house fly), 3320 nucleotides long. RefSeq lists its product as uncharacterized. The transcript has 6 exons. Gene Ontology annotation, cellular component: nucleus. NCBI's taxonomy places the organism in Eukaryota, Metazoa, Arthropoda, Insecta, Diptera, Muscidae. The record is from RefSeq and is a predicted model, not a curated record. Gene Ontology annotation, biological process: DNA damage response; cell population proliferation; positive regulation of protein phosphorylation. The coding region runs from base 173 to 3172 and encodes 999 amino acids.
UAAAUUAUAUUUGUUGUCAGCAGAAGACAGGCAAACUCACAUUGAUUAGGAAUAUUUCGGUCAGCUCAAUUGAAUUUCAUCAGCUACACACCAUUUCCCGGGCUCUCAUCCAUGUCCACAUUUAAAUAAUAUGCUGACCAUAAUAUUCUAAGAGAAUUUUGAUACCAAAAAAAUGGAACAACAACAACAGGUGCUUAAACGUUUACAACGCAUAUUUGAUAUUUUCCUUCAGGAAAAUUUUACCCCCACAAACAAUGUUUACUUUGAAAAGCUCAUAACACACUUAUCGGAAAAAGACAAUUUGUAUGUGUUGCAAGCACCAUUUGCCAUAGAAUGGGUGGACAAGUGUAUGGCCAUAUUGACGGAGGAUUUUGGUAAGAUCAAUCCGAAGGUGACAUCGUUCAUGUUGAACUUUUGCAGUCUAAUGUCAAAAAAUGAAUGGGUGCUGGUGAUGUUGCGCGAAAGGCAGAUAAUGGACAAGGCUCUUUUCAUUAUUGAGACAAGUAAGAAUCGCUUUAAUCCCUCCAUUAAACUGGGCUGUACCCGCCUGUUGGCCUCGAUAUCACGUUACAGCAUGGGCAUGGCAUACAUUCGUCACAAAAAGUGCUGGCAAUAUUUGUUGGAGCUUUGCAAUCGUGAUCACACCCUGUAUGUGGUGAGAGAAGCCCGCCAUUUACUCUAUUCAAUUAUCUACACUUUCUCGGUAAAGGCCAAAGAUGAACAAGCGGUAUUGGAGAUAUUACAUGAGAUAGUGAGGCCAAUACAAGAGAAUGUCUUCAAGGUGGGAACGGAGAGUAUAAUGGUAAAUGUUGAUGACUCCGAAUUGCAACACAAAAUGUCCUCCACACUGGAUUUGUUGUCGUAUUUGUUCGAACAAACGCUGGAGUCCGAGGAGAAAACCAAUAUUGCAAAUGUAUGUCAAACUCAUCACAAUUUAGAGCUGACCAUAUGGAAGCUGGUGGAGAUGACACAGAACACUUCAUUCCUGUAUAAAAUCCUUCACACCCUGACAAGCCUGAAUUUUGCCACAUUGGUACAGGAUCAGUGGGAUGAGGGAACGAUAACACCGGAACACUUUAAUCGUUUCGGUUUGAAUUUCUAUAAUACCAUGAAAUUCUGUGUGACUCGGACCAAAUUGUUAAAUUGCAUUAAAAUAGCGGAACUCUAUCAUGUGUUGUGGAAGAAGCUGGGCAGUCGUGCCCCAACGGAAAUACAAAUCGAAACUGAGAGAGUUAAAUUUGAAAAUCAAUUGAUAACAUUUCAGUUAAUGCCUUUGUUGUUUCUGCUACGUUCCGGCAGCCUUCGUAAGGAGGAACUUUUCGAUAAUUAUCUCAUGAAAUUGUUUGAAAUAUCCUGUGAGCACACCCUGCGCAUAUGCUAUAGGUUUCGUGAUGCCAUUAUACCCUCGGAAAAUUCAUCGCUGGUGUUUGUGGCCGAUUUGGCCUAUAAGGCCAUACAUGGCAUCUUGUCAAUGCAGAACAUCUUGGAACGGGAACAGGCCAUAUUGGUGUUCCAGGCCAUGAUAUAUGCCAUGAAAGAGUUUAUCGGUGAUUCGAAUACAAUGUACAGUGAGGAGAGGAAACCUGAAUAUGGUAGCCCACCAAUCUCGGACACAUUUCCCAAUUGGGUGGGCCUGGAAUUCAUGGUGACAAUACCGAAUGUUUUGAAUGCCAUCCUUAGUGGUUUGCAGACGCUAAUCAAGCGUUACCGAAUAUCCUGGAAGGAGAGCAUUGAAACAACCUGUGUCGUCAAUAUGGUAGCUGUGAUAUUGGAAAAUCCAAAUUUAACUGAAGCUUCUACCGUACAAGCCCUGAAGCUAAUACAACUUUCCAUAGAGCAUUUCCUAUCACCCAAUAUGGCCUUGUUGGUGGAUAAUCUGCAGGGCUCGGGUUUGGUGUGUUUGGGUCCAAUUAUUGUGAAACGAUUUCAUGACAUUUCCUGGGAAGUAAGAGACAGUACGUUGGAGUUGACCACGUCCAUUGCAAGCAUUAGCAGAGUUAAAUUUCCAGCAUUCCAGAAUUUCCUCUAUGAGGCCAAAAUGUGUCCCAUUAUCCUGCAAAUGGCCAAGAAUGAUCAGGAAGCCUAUGUCAGGGCCUCAGCCUUAAAGUGUCUAUCCAAAAUGGUCAUGAUAAAUGUUAUUUGGGAAAAUGAUUUGAACAACAAUGACUUACUGGAACAUUUAUUCACCGUUUUGUUCAAUGAAAGUGAGGGCAUAGUACGCAAAGAGGCCGUCAAGACCCUGGGCAUUAUCUAUGACAAUCGCAAGAUACCACCACAAUAUAUGGACACCCUCUACUCCACAUUAACACAUUGUCUUCUCUUCGAUCUGCAUUGGGAGGUUAAGGUAGAGGUACUGCAUGUCUGGGGCAUGGAACUCAAACGGCAAUUCACCAAUCAAGGCAUGAUCGAUGGCACUUUCCCCACUGUGACAUUUUCCAAAGAAUACAAGAAAAUUGUCACACUCAACGAAAAAGAAAUCAAAUUGAGAAUCAUGAAGGUGUUCCAUGAACUUUCACAACGUGGCUGUUUGGGGGUGAUGUUGAAAUGUUUGCAAGACGAUUGUGAUUUGGAGGUGUUGAAGACAGCGGUAUGUUUAAUUCACACCCUAUUGGAACAGCUAAAGAAAUAUAAUUUCGAAUCUAUGAUUGAUGAACUGGAGAAAAGCUCCACGACCAGCUCCAAUAAUAGCAGUGCCAAAACCACCCCAGUUUCAAGUCCAACGUCACUGGGGCCCACAGAAGAUUUAAAUAAUGAUCUUUUCGAUUUUGGUGAAAACAAUAACAUUGUUUUCAAGUCACCCCCAACCGCUGCCAAAGCUUCACCCUCAACCUCGCCAGAACAAAACUCCAAAUCCGAUGAAGCAAUCGAUUAUAUUUUAGAAUCACAAGAUAUCAAUUUAUUGGUGGCACAAUAUGAACAAAAAAUGGAUCUUAUGAAUAACGGUAUACCCAUAGAGAAGCCCACGUCCACGAUUGACACAAAUCUGUACAAGGCCUAUACGACGGUGGGUGUGCGAGAGUUUAUGCGUGCCAUAAAAAGUUUAGAUUUAAAAAUGUUAUUGAAAAAUCACAACGACUGGCUAUUGGGCUCAGCGAGCUUUAUAUCACUGUUAGAUGACAUACUAAUUGCCAUUAAAUGCGAAGAUGAAUCCCUGUUCGCUGAUUGUUAUUGAGUACUGGAAAGAAAUAUAUAUUUUUUACAUAUAUGCAAUCUUAUUAUUAUUAUAAUUUUCUUUAUUUUUUAGUUUAUACAAAAAAUGAUGUAUACUUGUAUAAUUUUUAAAUAAAAUGAAAUAUUUUUAAAAUUAAUGAAAAAACAAA